AUGUAGAUGUGGAACGUCGACAGAAGUGGUAGUGGCACGUCAGAACGAUCUUGUUUUGACGUUUCUGAACUGUGGCAUGGCAAAGCAGUCGUCAUCAUUUAUGCCUUCUCCAUUCAGUCCCUUCUCUUGUCGUUGACCUGUUAACUGUUAACGGUGAUUCCCGAUAUGUGGUGAACUGAAUUCCUUAAUAAUUCGUUAGCAAAUAGUGCACUGUAAUUCUUAUUAGAUAAAUAUUUAACUCAUUUAUUCCAAAAUGGUGAAGGGGCUGCGAAAAACCAACAAAAAUCCACCGAUUUUAAGUCAUGAAUUUAUAAUUCAAAAUCAUGCCGAUAUUGUAUCCUGUGUGGCUAUGAUAUUUGUUGUUGGAAUUAUGAUAAAGGUAACAUCGCCGUUUGCUUCGAUUUUCAUCGCUCUUCAACACAAUACUACAUACCCAGAAACUGCAGAAGAAGUUCUCUUAUAUGCUCCUGGUAUCAAAGAUUGGGCAGCUGUUUUCUUCUACAGCUUGAUUGUUGUAGUUGUUCAUGCGAUAUUUCAGGAAUAUGUAUUAGACAAAAUUUCGAAGAAGCUGCAUCUUUCCAAGUCGAAAUUAGCAGUUUUCAAUAAUAGUGGACAACUCGCUGUUUUCUACUUGUUAUCAGUACUAUGGGGAUUCGAUAUCAUCAUGAAAGAGCGCUUCCUACCUGAAAUUUCGAGAUUGUGGAGUGAAUAUCCGGCACCCAUGAUUUUUGUUACCAAAUUGUACUUCAUUAUUCAGCUAGCGUACAGUCUACAUGAAUUGCCUGAGCUUUACUUCCAGAGAGUUAAGAGGGAGGAGUAUCUUGGAAAGGCAGCUUAUAGUGUGGCUGGUUUAGUUCUGGUUUCUAUUCCAUACUUUAUGAGGUUCAAUCGUUUACUAGUUUGCCUUCUAGUUCUUCACCAUAUUUCUGAACUUAUUUUCCAUGUAUCCCAACUAAUUCAAACUGUUGACAAAGAUGAAAAACUCACUAAAGCAAGUACCCUUGUAGCUACAGCUUUGAGGUUCAUUGCUAGGUUGGGAUCUAUUGUGAUCUCAGUUUUCACACUUUGGUAUGGGUUAGCAUUGUCAGAGCAGAAGGAAUUGAAUAUUCAGGAUGGUUACUAUAAUAUCCCAGUUAUACGUCUUUCAAUGCUUGGAGGAAUUCUUCUGCUACAAUUAUAUCUCAUUUUCAAUUUGAUCUCUGACGAAAUCUCCAGGUCUAAAGAGGAUGUUGCAUACCUACCUACACCUAAGUCAAAAUCGAAGAAGGAGAAGUCAAAAAAAAAUAAGAAGAACCAUGAUGAAUCUGACUUACCCGAAGUUGAUCAGAACACAAAUAAGACUCUGAGGUUAAAACAAAAAACUAAAUAGAAGCAGUGAGCUUCUUUUGGGUGCAUAGCAAUGAGUUAUUUUUUUUACUUUCGUACUCCAUACAUAUUUAUUAUAGAUGGUUAUUUACAAUGUAAAUAAGAAUUUAUUUCUGAUAGUGAAAUUUAUAUCAGAUUGUUUAUAAAUUAAUAUUUUUUAUUUUGGUUAAGCUUCAAAUGUCACGUCCAUUUAAUUCACACUGGAACUUUUCAAUAGAAAUAUUAAAGUAA
Messenger RNA from Coccinella septempunctata (seven-spotted ladybird), 1596 nucleotides. It is a transcript of the gene TRAM, whose product is annotated as translocating chain-associated membrane protein 1. The record is from RefSeq and is a predicted model, not a curated record. Gene Ontology annotation, cellular component: endoplasmic reticulum membrane. NCBI's taxonomy places the organism in Eukaryota, Metazoa, Arthropoda, Insecta, Coleoptera, Coccinellidae. Gene Ontology annotation, molecular function: sphingosine N-acyltransferase activity. Gene Ontology annotation, biological process: SRP-dependent cotranslational protein targeting to membrane, translocation; ceramide biosynthetic process; protein insertion into ER membrane. The transcript is spliced from 7 exons. The coding region runs from base 254 to 1369 and encodes 371 amino acids.